Messenger RNA from Rhizoctonia solani, 633 nucleotides. RefSeq lists its product as uncharacterized. NCBI's taxonomy places the organism in Eukaryota, Fungi, Basidiomycota, Agaricomycetes, Cantharellales, Ceratobasidiaceae. The transcript is spliced from 2 exons. Bases 1 to 633 code for a protein of 210 amino acids. The record is from RefSeq and is a predicted model, not a curated record.
AUGAUGCUUUCUCACAAACUAAACGGAUCAAGGCCUUUUGAUUCUGACCCAGUGUCAGAUCACCGGCCACCUUACUGUGCAUCGAUUAAAGUGGAGGAUGUAACGCUAAUCUCGUUGGAUAAACCACCCCAAGUGCUAGAAUCCUUACCCGAGCCACUUGUUUUGCUAUUAUCAUACAUACGGGAUCAUUUGACUGAGCCCUCUGGAGAAACUCGCCCCGAUAAACGUGUAUCUGAUGUACCUUCUGUCUUGGUGCUACCCAGUUCUAACCUUAGCCCCUAUGUGCAAGUACCACUAGCAGGGAUCCUCUUGGAUUACUCGUUUGUUUACGUUCCUCUCCCUCGGGAAGAAUCGCAAGAAAAUGAAGCCUUUCUUUCAGGCGAAGCCCUCGACGUGUUCGAAGUUUCGCUGAAGUCCUCUGAAACUACAGAGUCGCUACAGCUCAUGAAGUUCUCGUGCCCAUCGGAGUUUUCUAAUCCGGGAUCAAUGGCCACGAGCACCCUAACCGCGAUCCAUGAGCGUUUAGCUCCAACGAUCCAGCAUCUGAACUCUAACAUGGAUGGGAGCCAAGGCCCUUCCUGGGAAAUUGUUUGCAACUUAUCCCAUGUAACUCUGGAGCGGGUAGCGCUUUGA